Messenger RNA from Fonsecaea multimorphosa CBS 102226, 1572 nucleotides. RefSeq lists its product as uncharacterized. The record is from RefSeq and is a predicted model, not a curated record. The transcript is spliced from 7 exons. Gene Ontology annotation, molecular function: carbohydrate:proton symporter activity. Gene Ontology annotation, biological process: transmembrane transport; carbohydrate transport. The coding region runs from base 1 to 1572 and encodes 523 amino acids. Lineage: Eukaryota; Fungi; Ascomycota; Eurotiomycetes; Chaetothyriales; Herpotrichiellaceae. Gene Ontology annotation, cellular component: membrane.
AUGUCAUUCCUCAGAAAGAUCGUGCACAAUGAUGCGGUCAAGUUGGACCCUCCAGAGGUCUACAACUGGAGAGUCUUCGCUUUGGCAGCAGCCGCCUGUUUUGGAGGCACGCUCUUUGGCAUGGAUAUUGGUAUCAUCGGCGGGGUGUUGACGCUGCCCGACUUCAAAGAUGAAUUCGGACUCUCCAACAAGUCGAAGAUCGCCCAGUCCAACCUCUCAGCGAACUUGGUAUCAGUCAUGCAGGCAGGCGCCAUUGUUGGAGCGCUCGCCGCCAAUCCAUUGGCCGACAGAUGGGGUCGGAAGAUUACCAUUUAUACCGUUGCGUCGUUCGCUUUCGUCGGUGGCCUUCUUCAGGCUCUGUCAUAUGGCCAUCUAACUUGCUUCUAUAUCGGACGCUUUGUUGAAGGACUGGGCCUUGGGGGAGCGACUAUGUGUGCCCCGACGUACGUCGCUGAGAAUGCUCCUCGUGGUAUUCGAGGUCUGCUUGUGGGAUUCUAUCAACUUUUCGAAACAAUGGGUGCCAUGGUGGCCUUCUUCAUCAACUACGGCAGCCUCCUCCACUUGAAAGGUCAUGCCACAUGGAUAGUCCCACUGUCGAUGCAGUCCCUGCCUCCGUUCCUCCUCUUUGUUUGCAUUAUCUUCUGUCCCGAGAGUCCUCGGUGGCUUGCUUCCCAAGACCACUGGGACGAGGCCUCCAGAGUUCUUUCCACAGUUCGAAAUCUACCGGCCACGCACCCAUACGUCCAAGCCGAACUUCUCGAAAUGCAGACUCAGCUGGAGGCCGAGAGGGGCCGUGCCGGAGGCAACAGUUACUGGGCGUUGACAAAGGAGGCGUGGACGAUUCCCGGAAACCGCAGACGCGCGAUCAUGGCGAUCGCCCUUAUGACCGCUCAACAAUGGACUGGAACUAAUGCCAUCAACUACUACGCGCCGACCAUCUUCACCGAUCUCGGCGUCACCGGCAACACACAGAGCCUGUUCGCUACUGGGGUCUAUGGCAUAGUCAAAAUGAGCUCCUGCGCCAUCUUCAUUACGUUUCUUGCCGACACCCUCGGGCGCAGAUGGUCACUGGUCUGGACGGGGCUCUUCAUGUGGUUCUGCAUGUUCUAUCUGGGCUUCUUCGUCCGAUUUGACGCCCCCAAGAAAGGUGCUCCUAUCUCUGGUGCGGGAUAUGCUGCGUUGGUCAUGGUCUACCUCUAUGCGGCAGCCUUCCAAUUUGGCUGGGGUCCCGUUUGCUGGAUCUAUUCGUCUGAAAUCAGCACUCAGCGGCUCCGAGGAUUGAUCGUGUCGUAUGCUGCGGCAACACAAUGGGUGUUCAACCUAGCUGUUGCUCGAGCCACCCCCGUGAUGUUGGACACCGUGGGUGCAGGCGGAUACGGCACAUACUUUAUAUACGGGUGCUUCUGCUUCACGAUCGCCAUCGGCGCAUAUUUCUUGGUGCCGGAGACCAAAGGGAUUUCCUUGGAACGAAUGGAUGAGCUGUUCGGAAUGACCGACUUCAGCGGAAUCGAGGAUGUCGGAGUGGCCUCCCAUAAGCAUGAUGUCGAGGCCAUCCACGUCGAGGCCAAGUGA